This is a messenger RNA of Geodia barretti, 2541 nucleotides long. The record is from the annotation of a GenBank genome assembly. Lineage: Eukaryota; Metazoa; Porifera; Demospongiae; Tetractinellida; Geodiidae.
UGGCCAAAUCGCGCGCGAAAAAAUGGCGCCAAGCACUAGUGGAACUUGGUAGAAAAGACAAAGGCGAUGAACGGUCUGCACAUCCCCGGGACACCGCUGGUGGUGGACUACUGGAGACAGAAGAACGUACCACCGCGGGCGCUGUUCUUUCUAUCUCACCUACACGCAGACCACACGUGCGGGACUAACGUCAAACUGGCCCUACCACAUUCACUGCACUCCACUGACGGCACCUGUGAUUUCUUCCCCUCGCAGGUGGAACUGGAGAUAGGAGAGUCGCGGCUGCUCCAUGUGGUCGGACCCACUGAGAAAGUCAGUGUGAGUGUGACUGUGCUCGACGCCAACCACUGCCCGGGAUCGGCCAUGUUUCUCUUCGAGGGCUACUUUGGGAGAAUCCUCUACACUGGAGAUUUCAGAUAUUCUCCCACCAUGUCGGCCCUAUCUCAACUGAUUCAGUCCAGACCAGUGGAUCUUCUCUAUCUUGACAACACCUAUUGUCACAAGUCUUGCACCUUCCCUCCUCGAGAGACGGUUACCGAGGAGAUUAUCAAUCUGAUUCGUGGCAACAAAGACGGGAUGACGAUUCUGGGGCUUCACACCUUGGGCAAGGAGGACCUCCUGGUUGCCAUAGCGAAGAGUCUCGGGGUGUGGGUGGGUGUGGCUCCGGGGAGGUACGAGACACUGCGUCUGAUUGAGGCCGAGAAUGUGUUUACGACGACGUCGACAGCUGCUUGUGAGGGUUCUUCCCUUUCAUAUUGCCCUGAGGAGUGGGAUGCUGCAUGCAAGUACUUUGCAUUUCUCAAUGAAAAGAGAGAUUUUUCGCGCAGGCUGACAGUAACUCCUGAGGACGAGGAUUCAGUACUUGUCGUUCUUCCGACUUGCAUCUUCUCUGGUGACAGUGCCCCGCCCACCCCAACCCACCCCAGCAUCAAGGUGGUGCCCUACUCCGACCAUUCUUCGUUCAAAGAGCUGGUGGAAUUUGUGGGUGUGGUCAAGCCAAGAUGUAUUCGUCCCAUAGUUCGCAGUUUCUCUGGAAAUAAGUCGGAGAUCCUAUCUUCGCGAUGUGAUAUGUCUGUAUUUGACCAUCUUCUGGAUCCUACACCUCUGACUAGCUAUGAGGUUCCUGCACUAAUUUCGCAGCUGUUUGCUGUGGGUUGCCAGGACAAUAGGCCACGCCCCUCCUCAUCAGUGCCGAGUGUCAGGAGAUCUUUAGAGGAGAGGAGUCACGGUCGCCGUCGGAAACGAGCGAGUGGAGUGAACUUCCUCUCACCCAGGAAGGAGUCACAUGAUCAUCAUGUGACAGAGGUGGAGGCAGCAAAGGGAAAUGGAUCUCUUGCAACUGAAGAUGGAAAUGGAUCACAUGAUCCUCGUGUGACCCAAGAUGGAAAUGGAAUAUCACAUGACCGUCAUGUGACAGUGAGUAUGAGAAAGUCAGAGGAUAAUGUCGAGCACAUGAUCAACACUACAGCCCAAGAUUUGCCAAGUGAAACUGAACGAACAUUGCCAGUGAAAACGAGGGAGAGAAUGCAGUGAACGGCAACGAUAUUUCAACCAAAGGCAGUUCUGAUCAAAACACUCCUCGGACGCCAAAAUCUGUAAUUCUGGCAGGUCACAGACGCAUUCUGUUGGAGCAGAGACUCAGUUCCGUACCAAAACCUGACCUUACCCCAGUAGAGAGAGAGUUUUCCCCCCCUGCGGCGCUUUCCCUCCGUACGAAGUGAGAUUUUUUACGGAACGGGAAAUUCGGGGCGUUCUAGGACCCACAAACGACGAUGUGAUUCUGAGAAAGAGGGGGUGGUUGUGCCAUUGGAUAUUGGGGGGCGUGGCAGUAAGGGCAAGAGGGAAAUCCCCUCGACGUUGACUCGACCGGUGUGGGUGACGGGAUUGGAGAGAGGAUGGGGUGUGGAUUUGGGCGAGAGGGGAGGAGGGGGAGAAGGGAAAGGGGUAAGGAAUGAGGGAGGAAGAGAGUGAAGUGGAGAGGAGAGACAGAACGAGUAAGGGGUCUUUAGACGAAGCACAGAAAAGGCCAGUUGUGAGAGGUGAAACUUUGCCUGUAGAAUGCCACCAGGUUACGCUUGAAAAGUGCCUUGCACAUCCGUUAACCUCGACAAAUGAGCUUGCUGUCUCCAUUCCUUUUCUUCCCGACCUCCCACCGUUAUUAGACCAUUCUACAAAGUCAUGUGACGGUCAUGUGACAUCGACACUCCCCAACCCAAGUGUACAUGAAGACAGAGAUGGAAUCGUUUUCGACUACAUCGAUAGAUUGCUGUUCAAACUGUUCCCAUAAGGCCAACAAACACUGCGUUUUUAUCACAUAACUUUGCACUUUCGUGAUUAAUAUAUAGAACCAUGCCAAGAAUGUAAAUUAAUGCUUUAUUUAGCCAACUUAUUCACGUCAUUUACAAUUUCGUUACUGAGACAGUUCUCUGUGGAAAGUGUGCAUAAUUCGACUGUAACUCUUUAGCCUUGCUCAUGCUUGAUGGCACUGUAAAGUGUGUACCUUACAGUGCAUUGAGCCCUGGGCCAUAAGAGGCGGUCAUC